AUGAUCAGAAGUAGCUUGUCGCUAGCCAAGCGCACUUCUGUUGCCAGAUGUGCUUCUUUACUACCUAGGAAUGUCAUCUCCCCAGUUCGUUUCUACGCAGCCAACAAGAGUGUCCCGCUUACAGCAGAGACUUAUAAGGACAAGGUUCUGAGAGAUCCUCGCUACAAGAGCUUGGAAGAAAGCGAUCUUAGUUUUUUUCGCCAGGUUUUGGAAAACGAUAACUAUGUUGUCACUACAGCGGAAGACCUCGAGUUCUUCAAUGAAGACUGGAUGAGAAAGUACAAGGGCCAGUCUAAGUUGGUGUUGAAGCCAAAGACCACUGAGCAGGUUGCAAGUAUCUUGAAGUACUGUAACGAGAAGAAGCUUGCUAUCGUUCCUCAGGGUGGUAACACUGGUUUGGUCGGUGGAUCUAACCCUGUUUUCGACGAGAUUAUCAUCUCUCUUGCUAACAUGAACAAGGUCAGAUCCUUCGAUAAUGUCAGUGGUAUUUUGAAGUGUGACGCUGGUGUUAUUUUGGAAAAUGCAGACAAUUUCCUUGCUGAGAAUGGCUACAUUUUCCCUCUUGACUUGGGCGCCAAAGGCUCCUGUCAUGUUGGUGGUGUGGUUGCAACCAACGCUGGUGGUCUCAGAUUGUUGAGAUACGGCUCCUUGCAUGGAUCUGUACUUGGCUUGGAGGCUGUUUUGCCCGAUGGAACUAUUUACAGCUCCAUGGAUGCUUUGAGGAAGGAUAACACCGGCUAUGACUUGAAGCAAUUAUUUAUUGGUUCAGAAGGUACCUUGGGUGUCAUCACCGGUGUGUCUAUCUUGUGUCCUGCUAGACCAACUGCUACAAAUGUUGCUUUUCUUGCUGUCUCGUCUUAUGAGGCUGUUCAGAAGGUGUUUGUUGGUGCUCGUAGGGAGUUGUCCGAGAUUCUCUCUGCCUUUGAAUUCAUGGAUGGAAAGUCUCAGCUCUUAACCGCUCGUUAUUUGAGCGCUGAUCACCCUAUUGAAUCUGGCGAGUACCCCUUCUAUGUCUUGAUCGAGACCAGCGGCUCCAACAGAGAUCAUGACAUGGAGAAGAUCGAGACGUUCUUGGGAAAUGCUAUGGAGGAAGGCUUGGUUGAUGAUGGUAUCAUCGCACAAGAUGAGACACAGCUUCGCAACUUGUGGUCUUGGAGGGAAUCAAUUCCUGAAGCCUCGGCCCAUGCUGGUGGCGUUUAUAAAUACGAUGUCUCUAUUCCUUUGGCCAAUCUCUACGGCUUGGUGGAUGCAGCCUCCCAGAAGUUGAAUGACGCUAAAAUGGUGGAUUUCGAUGAUGAGUCCAAGCCAGUUGUUGAAGCCAUUGGCUAUGGUCACUUGGGUGACGGUAAUUUGCACUUGAACGUGUGCGUCAGGGAGUACAGCAAGGACGUGGAGAAGCAAUUGGAGCCAUUUGUGUAUGAGUGGAUCCAACAGAACAAGGGGUCCAUUUCUGCUGAGCACGGCCUCGGCUUCCAAAAGAAGAACUACAUUGGUUAUUCCAAGAGUGAUAUCGAGAUUAAAAUGAUCAAGGACGUGAAGAACCAUUACGAUCCAAACGGCAUCCUCAACCCAUAUAAAUAUAUCUAA
This is a messenger RNA of Candidozyma duobushaemuli, 1587 nucleotides long. It is a transcript of the gene AIP2, whose product is annotated as D-lactate dehydrogenase. Lineage: Eukaryota; Fungi; Ascomycota; Pichiomycetes; Serinales; Metschnikowiaceae. Gene Ontology annotation, cellular component: mitochondrion. Gene Ontology annotation, molecular function: catalytic activity; FAD binding. The record is from RefSeq and is a predicted model, not a curated record. The transcript has a single exon. Bases 1 to 1587 code for a protein of 528 amino acids.